Laccaria bicolor S238N-H82 is the source of this 326-nucleotide messenger RNA. RefSeq lists its product as uncharacterized. Lineage: Eukaryota; Fungi; Basidiomycota; Agaricomycetes; Agaricales; Hydnangiaceae. The coding region runs from base 72 to 326 and encodes 84 amino acids. The transcript has a single exon. The record is from RefSeq and is a predicted model, not a curated record.
GCUUCCCUCGAGUCUUCAGGCCACUUAUCCAUACUGUCGAACUUUCAAUCCUUCGACGAACUUUGGCAAAAAUGCGCUUCAUCCUCACACCGCUCUUGCUGCUCCUCACCCUCGCAACGAUCGCAUCUGGGCUUCUAGUUCGAAGUGCCCUGCCCUCGCCUUCCGCUAAAAGUCUGCCCUCGCCUUCUAGUAAAGCAGGAGGCCGUCGUAACGCCCUACCUCAAUCUCCUCGUCAACGCUUCGCCCGUCAAUCUGAAGCCACGGAAUUGGAGAUUAGAAAUCAACUUGGGGCAGCGAAGCGUAACAAGAGGUCGGUUCAGGCCUAG